Molecule: messenger RNA, 2496 nt
Organism: Antechinus flavipes (yellow-footed antechinus)
Lineage: Eukaryota; Metazoa; Chordata; Mammalia; Dasyuromorphia; Dasyuridae
Product: liver carboxylesterase 1-like
Exons: 15
Coding region: 11-1774 (587 amino acids)
Biological process (GO): lipid catabolic process
Cellular component (GO): lipid droplet; endoplasmic reticulum
Molecular function (GO): carboxylic ester hydrolase activity
Source: RefSeq, a predicted model, not a curated record
UAUACUCAACAUGUGGAAACGAACUGCUCUCAACAAAAUGUGGCUGAUUUCUUUGCUUAUCUGCUCCUUUAUUGCAUUCACACUUCAGGGGUCACAGUCCUCAGCACCUGUAGUGGAUACUGAAUAUGGAAAAGUCCAAGGCAAACAAUUGCUAAUGAAAGGAUUUGACAAACCUGCCAAUGUUUUCCUGGGAGUCCCCUUUGCUAAAGCCCCACUUGGAACCCUCAGAUUUGCUCCACCUCAGCCCCCUGAACCCUGGGACUAUAUAAAGAGCACUACUACAUACCCACCCAAGUGUGCCCAGAAUUCAGUCAUAUUUAACUUUUUUGAGAAGAUGAAUGAUCUGUCCUUGAAAAAUUCAGAAGACUGCUUGUAUCUGAAUGUUUACACCUCAGCUGAUCUGGCAUCAAAGACUAAGUUACCUGUGAUGGUAUGGAUCCAUGGAGGGGCUUUUUUGGGGGGUGAUGCUUCAAUUCUUGAUGGGACGUACCUCUCAGCUUUGGAGAAUGUUGUGGUGGUGGCUAUUCAGUACCGUCUGGGAAUCUUCGGAUUCUAUAGCACUGGAGAUGAACAUGCCCGUGGGAACUGGGGUUACCUAGACCAAGUGGCUGCACUCCAGUGGGUCCAGAAAAACAUUGCCAGCUUUGGAGGAGACCCAAACUCAGUGACCAUCUUUGGCGUGUCGGCAGGAGGUAUCAGUGUUUCAGCACUGAUUUUUUCUCCUUUGACGAAAAAUCUCUUCCAUCGAGCCAUUUCCCAGAGUGGAGUUAUCCUCAUGGAAUCCUUGUUCAGUUCUAACAUCAAAUCAACAGCUGAGGUUGGCUUUUGGCCUUAUAUAACUCUCUGGAAACUUGACUCCAAUUAUAGAUCAAGUAGAAAAAUUGCAGCCUUAGCUGGGUGUAAGACAACCACUUCAGCCAGCAUGGUUCACUGUCUUCGGCAGAAGACAGAAGAAGAGAUCCUGAACACAACUCAACAGCUGGAACUAUUCAGCUUGGAUUUCCUGGGAGAUCCUACACAGAAAAUUUUUUUACCACCUAUAGUUGUGGAUGGAAUAUUUUUCCCCAAAAAUCUCAAGGAGCUCCUUGCUGAAAAGCAGUUCAAUCAUGUCCCCUAUAUUGUGGGAAUCAACAAUGAUGAAUUUGGCUGGAUUCUUCCAAAGCUCCUGGGAUAUCCUCUUUCAGGAGAUACACUGGAUCAAGAGACAGCAACAUCUCUAUUAUGGAGUUCUUAUCCAUUUCUUAAAAUCCCCAAAAACCUUACGGCUGUGAUAACUAAGAAGUACCUCGAAAUGACAGAAGAUCCUAUCAAAAAGAAAGGCCUAUUUCUGGACAUGUUGGGAGAUUUGACAUUUGUGAUUCCAUCUAUAAAAGUAGCUCAAUUUCACAGAGCUUCAGGUGCACCUACGUAUAUGUAUCACUUUCAGCAUCGACCAAGCAUUUGGGGAAACCUGAAACCAGUGACAGUAAAGGCAGACCAUGGAGAUGAAGUUUUCUUUGUCUUUGGGAUCCCAUUUCUAAAAGAGAGUUUCCUGGAAGAAGAGAAGCAACUUAGCAGGAAAAUGAUGAAAUAUUGGACCAAUUUUGCUCGGAAUGGAAACCCCAAUGGUGAAGGCCUAAUAAAGUGGCCUGUAUAUGAUCAGAAUGAAGAGUACCUUCAAAUUGACAUUAUCAUGAAGACAGACAAGAAGUUAAAGGAGAAAGAAGUGGCAUUUUGGACUGAGCUUUUGUCAGAGGAGCCAGUUGGUGUCAAAAGAGAUAUUACAGAACUAUAGUUUGAAAAGAUGCACUCUCUUCCACAAGAAGCUUCCAUAAAACUUGAUGAGGAUAUCUUUCAAACUUGAGAUGGAGUCUCAUUAUUUUUUGGUGGGAGAACUUUUCAGCAUGAAAGUAAAAGAAACCAUAUGAGACCAGGGAUAAAUGAAACCAGGGAAACAUCAAUAUGUUGGGCAAUUAUUGGGAGUUAGGAGCCCCAGAGCUCCUGCACAAGGAGACAUUAUGGUAUUUUUUGUUUGUGUGUUUUGCUUUUCAGAUUGUUGGCAUUUACCUAAUGUUCUAUUAAAUGAAAUCCACUUUAUAUGUGAUUCUUGUUACCUUCUUGCCUUGUUAUCUUGUUAGAGAAUUUUAGUUUUAUCAAGGGAAAUCAAUAGGUUCACAUCUAAAAUAAGAUUUAGUCCAUAUGUGAAUUCGAAUUAGGACAUCUCUAUACAUUUUUUCUUUCUUUCUUUUUUUUUUUAUUAAAGCUUUUUAUUUUUCAAAAAAUAUGUGUGGACAAUUCUUCAACAUUAGUCCUUGCAAAACCCUGUGUUCCAAUUUCCCCUCCCUUACCCCAUGCCCUCCCCCAGAUGGCAAGUAAUCCAAUAUAUGUUAAACAUGGUAGCAAUAUAUGUUGAAUCCAAUAUAUGCAUAUAUAUUUAUAUAAUUAUUGUAUUGCAUAAGAAAAGAGGAGCAAAAUAAAAUGCAAGCAAAAAGCCACAAAAAGAGUGAAAAUGCCAUA